ACGAUGCAGGUGGGCUUUGAGUGCCCGCCUCUCGAAUUUGUCCAGGAGUCUCCAGUCAGUCACCUGACCCCAGAUUGUUGGCUGAUCUUCUUGCCGCUCCUCUUCAUCGCCGCUCCAGUCCUCAGUGCCCAUCAUUCUCUCAUUUUUCAUUUUUUCUCUCGUUUUCUCUGCCAGACCAUCUCCACGCCCGAGUUGUGCUUCCUCAUGAACUUCAGUCUGAUGUUCAAUCACAGCCUCGGCAAGAACAUCAACUCCACACAGCAGCUGCAGCAAGUCGUGUCAUUUCUGGCCACGCCCGUGCGGACCACCUCUCUGUGGAAAAACCUGACUGAAGAGCAGAAAGCGCUAGCAGCGAACACAUACCUGAGGAGUGCAGAGCAGGCUGUCUUGAGUCUAGUGGACACGUCUGUGGGGCCAUCGAGAACAAAUGUGACCACUGAAAAUCUAGCUGUGGACGUGUUGAGGAUUCCAUUCAACGAGAUGCUGCUGAACAAAACGGAGGUCUUAGAAGCGGGCGAUAACAAGCUGCAAGUGAAGGUCCGGAGUCUUUUUGAGGACAAAUCCAAAGGCUUCUCCACAAUCAGCUUUUUGUCCUUUUCUGGAAUGGAGUCCAUCCUUAGUGGGAGCUUCUUAGGGAACAAAUCCAAAGAGAACAACGUGCUCUCCCAGGUGGUGGCAGUGGGCUUGGACAGCGGGCAUCCAAGGAGUCUCUCUGAGCCCAUCAAGAUUUCCUUCUCCCACAAAAAGCACCAACAAGGUGACAUGCAGCCGCUCUGCGUCUUCUGGAAGUUCGAUGGACAGGUGGGCUCCUGGUCCCCAGAAGGCUGUGACAUCUUCAGCUUUGAUGACAACUUCACCGUGUGCAACUGCAGCCACCUCAGCAGCUUUGCGGUUCUGAUGCGAAUGUCGGAGCCCAAGAAAUUCGAAGAUCCCACCCUGUCCGUAAUCAGCCACAUCCUGAUCACCACAUCCCUGGUGUGCCUCACCCUGGCGAUUGUCACCUUCCUUUUCUGCCGCUCCAUUCAGAAGGCCACCAAAGCCAUCCACUUGCACCUCAGCCUCUGCCUCUUUGUGGCACACCUGCUCUUUUUGCUGGGAAUAUCCAGGCACAGCAUGAAGGUCCUGUGCUCGGUCAUCGCUGGCCUGCUCCACUACUUCUACCUGGCCUGUUUCGUCUGGAUGUGCCUGGAGGGGGUGCAGCUCUUCCUGCUGGUCCGUAACCUGAGGGUGGUCAAGUACAGCACCCGGCAGGGCAUACGGCGGCGGUACCUCGUGAUGUUGGGUUACGGGGUCCCGGCAGUCAUUGUGGCCGUAGCGGCUGGGACGUUUUCGAAUGGCUAUGGAACGGAAAAGCUCUGCUGGCUGAGCCACGACAGGGAGUUCCACUGGAGUUUCCUCGGCCCCGUUUUCUUUAUCAUUGUGGUCAACAUCGUCCUCUUCAUCUCCAUCCUGUGGAUUCUGCGAUCAAAGCUGGGCGACCUCAACACCGACGUGUCCAAAGUCAAAGACAAGAGGAUGCUGACCUUCAAGGCUGCCUCCCACUGCUUCAUCAUGGGCUGCACUUGGAUCCUGGGCUUCUUCCAGAAAGUCAUAGUGUUUGAAUACCUCUUCGUCAUCGUCAACGCCCUGCAGGGACCCUUCAUCUUCCUCAUGCACUGUGUGCUCAACCACCAGGUCAGAGCAGAGUACAAGCAAUGGCUGAGCGUUGUUCUCCACAGAAAGAAGGACAUGUCCGAGUCCUCGGUAUCAACAGUUGGCAUGAAGACCCUGAUGGGUGCCCAAGCUCGUUUCUGUGCCUAUCACUCUGAGCUGCACCAAAUAGCUGUUGGCUGCACCACGGCUAUCACACUUAUUCAAGGUGGCAUGGUUGAAAGGGUGAAGGUGCCAAAGGUACCCGAGGUGCUCGUCAAGCCCACAAGGAAGGAGAAUCAAAAGCCAGCACAGAAGUCGGGCACAGCUGGGUUUGGCUCCAUUGAGCACCAUGUGGGUUUCGCUUGGAUUUUUUUGCUUCUUUGGGGUCUUUAUGACGGUACCAACGAGUGCGAAGAGACCCCGCAUCUCUGCGGUCCUCAUGCCGAAUGUGCCAACACAGCCCGGGGCUUCUACUGCACCUGCAAGGGGGGCUACACAUCCAGCAACGGCAUGAGGACCUUCAGAGCCCACCAGGCCACCUGCCUAGUCUUUGACUUUCCCACCGACAGCGAAGUCGACUAUCACCCCUUUAAAGAAAGCGAGUUCAGGUAUCGACAAGAAUUUGACCUAAGUGACGCAUUUCUGGACUACGAGGCAUCAGGACGAGAAAUGGACAUCUCGGGGCUUGUGGAGUCGAGCAGCACCAUGGUGACCUCAGACAUGGUCGGUGCGAAAGGAAGCAGGGGUCAGCGGGGACAGUGGCAGGGACAGCACGAUGACGGCUACAGCACUCCAAACGAACAUACAAAGAGGAGCUGCAAUGCCAGCCUUCUCAGUAAGACCCCCAUGGUGCUGUCAUUGUGUGUCCAUGGAGUUGGUCCACCACCACAGCACCAAGCAGUACCUGCUCCACGUCUGAGGCUCCUGACAUGUUCUUACCUUCUCUAUCCUGCUGCCCCAUCAGUUUCAGAUGCUAAUGUCUGCACUUUGUCGCAGCCUGAAGACCGCCGCCAGCUGUCCCGCUCUUCAUCUCCCCUGUUAUGCCUGCUCCAGAAGUGUCUGUCCUGCUCCGCCACACAGCAUCUGGAGAAGUUGUCCCAGAAUCUCGGCGAGGUGCUCAGUUCUCCUGCUUCGUGGACGAGCCUUCCUCCCACAGACAAAGCCCUCAUCACCGAGUCCUUCCUGCAAGAAGCGGAGGCGACCAUCUUGAACUUAACAGACGUCUCCAGCGCUGCUCAGAAGGCGAGACUCACCUUGAACAUGAGUCACCUUGCCGCAGAGCUGAGGACAAUUCCACGGAAUCGAAGUCCGCCCCCCGAACGGGAAGUUUUACUGAUCAACGGAAAUCAACUGGAAGUGAAACUCGCCAGACUUGUGGAGGUGAAGACUGAAGAUUCCCUGAAGAUCGGCUUCAUUGUUUACAACGACAUGGCGUCUCUGGUGUCGGACAGCUUCAUCGAUGGCUCCCUCAGAGAACGUCACUCCACCACGCUCAACUCUCUGGUGGUCACGGCUGUUCUCGGAGAAGCUAAGUCACAGCGGCUGCCUGAACCCGUAGAGCUGACCCUGCGGCACCUGACAGUAAGACGCCCACCUCCAUGGCAUCAUCUACAAGGGCAGUACAAAGAAGACAGUCAGAUGAUCUGCGUCUACUGGAAGUUCAACCAAAACAGCAGCUCCUGGUCCCAAGAUGGCUGCCAUGCCACUGUGUCCAAUGCCACCCACACCACCUGCUCCUGGAAUCAUCUCACCAGUUUUGCCCUCAUCAUGGCCAUCAAGGCCCCAGAGCCAGCCUAUGACGGCGUCCUCGUGGUCCUCAACUACGUCCUCGUGACCUUCUCCCUGGUCUGCCUCAUCCUCGCCGUCCUGACCUUCCUCCUGUGCCGCUCCAUUCAGAAGGCCACCACAGUCGUCCACCUGCACCUGAGCCUCUGCCUCUUCUCGGCCCACCUUCUGUUUCUGGUUGGCGUAUCCCGAAGCAGCCACCGGGUCCUCUGCUCGGUCAUCGCGGCCCUCCUGCACUUCCUCUUCCUGGCCUGCUUCUCCUGGAUGUGCCUGGAGGGCAUCCAGCUCUUCCUGCUGGUCAGAAACCUGCGCCAGGUGAAGUAUGGCAGCCGGCAGGGCGUGCGCCGCAGGUACCUGCUGCUGCUGGGCUACGGGGCUCCGUCGCUGGUGGUGGCCGUGGCGGCCAGCGUGUUCGCCGAGGGCUACGGGAGCGACACGCACUGCUGGCUGAGUCGUCAGAAAGGAUUCUUCUGGAGUUUCCUGGGCCCCGUCUGCCUUAUCAUUGCUGUCAAUUGCGUCCUCUUCGUGUCCAUCCUGUGGAUUCUUCACUCGCAGUUAGGAGGCCUCAAUGCCGACGUAUCCAAAAUCAAAAGUACCAGGAUGAUGACGUUCAAGGCCGCUGCCCACCUGUUCAUCAUGGGCUGCACUUGGGCUCUGGGCCUCGUCCAGCACGUCCGCGUCUUUGAGUAUCUCUUUGUCAUCGUCAACGCCAUGCAGGGUCCUUCCAUUUUCCUCAUUCAUUGUCUGCUGAACCAACAGGUCAGAGAUGAGUACAGGAGAUGCCUGCACAGGACCUCCGAAAAGAGGGACACCACUGUGACUUUGGGGUCAUCCAUCCCGCUUGGCACCUUAACAGCCAACCCCACCGAGGAGACCACUGUCAUUAAAGACAACUGAAGGAAAAGCUCCAUUAGAAGAGACAUGUGGUGUGCACUCCAUGUGUAAAGCUGAAAUAAACGAGUGGGGCAGAAGGUCCGGGCAUCUCGUCACACUGGGCCACCCACUAGUCACCGUCCAUAAUGGACCCCCGCACACCUGUCCCCCUCUCAGCGCCCCUCUGUGGUCCUCCGUUAGCCAAGGGCCCAUUGUGGAGUUCUGGGACUCUGAGCUGAAACCCGGUGCUGGCAUCAGUUUCUCUGCUUAGUGCCCUCUGAUGCCCACACUGCCAGCCUCAUCCCUGCAUUGUCUUGUACAGAUUUGAAAAUGAAGGCCAUCAUCUUCAUAUAGUGGGCUCUUAAAUAACUACGCUUAUUAAGCACUGCUUUCCAACCGGCGGCGCCAUUGAUCACGCUGUCACCCGUGUCCAGUCAUGCCAUUUCUCAGUCUCAAGACCACUGCCAGCAUCCUCAGCCCCUUUUCACACUUCUAUGUUCUUCCCUCAAUGGAUGCAGCAGCCAAUCAGAAGGCUUAGCUCCACCUACUUAGUGCCACCAGAAGAGCCGCAUGCCAAGAGCUACCAGAGUGUGGCACAGUGUACAGAAUCGAAGGAGACCAUCUGCAAGGUCACAACUGAAUCAAAGGCCAGGGCACUGGUGGCCCACCAUGAGCCGAGUCACCAAGGAUGUGGCCAUUUGAAGGGGGGCUUCAGUAGACACAUUCAUCCACAAAGAAAAAUGAAAUAAAUCAAUCGAGGGGGCACCCGACCAGUGUUAGCGCCCAUGUGACCAUUCCAGUGGCACUGGCACUGUGCACAGUGCCCCCUACAGAGAGAUGACA
This is a messenger RNA of Erpetoichthys calabaricus (reedfish), 5133 nucleotides long. RefSeq lists its product as uncharacterized. The coding region runs from base 4 to 4314 and encodes 1436 amino acids. Gene Ontology annotation, biological process: adenylate cyclase-activating G protein-coupled receptor signaling pathway; cell surface receptor signaling pathway. Lineage: Eukaryota; Metazoa; Chordata; Cladistia; Polypteriformes; Polypteridae. Gene Ontology annotation, cellular component: membrane. The transcript has 33 exons. Gene Ontology annotation, molecular function: calcium ion binding; G protein-coupled receptor activity. The record is from RefSeq and is a predicted model, not a curated record.